AUGACGUUGCUGGUCGUCAAGCAACGCCGACGGUUUCCAAAUGCGUCGUUCACCGUCGUGAUCUCUCUCCUGCUAUGCGUCGUGUCCAGCAUACUUGGCUGUGCCGCCCUCGUAGCCAGUCCUACCUCAGAGCAUGACGCGUCGAGCAGCAGCACAAGCUACAACUUGAUCGACGUCUUGGCAGACUCCACCGAGCACACGCUGCUACUGCGCAUGCUGCAGCGAACCAGGCUUCUUCCUACGCUCAACCGUCUGAUGGAGUUCGACGAUGGCCGAGGGCUGACGAUCUUUGCACCGACUGACGAGGCUAUCGAACGCAAGCGGGAUGCUGAGCAAGCCAAACGAUUGGCAUCUGCGCACAGUCUCCAUUUCCAAGCGCCAGAGCAGAUGUACGAGGACGAGGAUGGUGUAGAGCUGCUCAGUCCUGCUUGGGCAUAUCCACGCUCUGCAAAGAGUGUUUGGGAGUGGGCUGUCGAUCUGGCGACGCACGACUCGGAGCAAGAGGGGCUCUCACCACCGCACCCAGCCAUGAGCGGAGCCGAGCUGCAUUUACCCGUCACUGGCUUUUCGGGCACGGGCCAAGCAUGGUUGAAGGUCGACAACAUUGAAGCUGCACUGCGUGCUCAGCUUCUCUACCACAUGAUCAACUAUACGUUGCCUCUCGAUGUGUCCGAGGGGGUUGUAGUGGCACGGGAUGCUGCCACAUUCGAGGACAACAAGGGUGCAGCACAAAUGCUGGAGACACUUCAUCGCCCCUCAAGCACCACACUACACACUCGACCUGGUACAGUGCCCCACCCGCCUUCCAGCCCCGGCUCAGAGGACAACGGUUGGCUGCUGGGCGGCGAGGGUCAGCGGUUGAGGAUGGCUAAGCGGGCCGAAAAGGGAGAGCAGGACUCAUUGUGGGUGGGCACCGACGUUACUGGAAAGGAGAGCGGUGCGAAAGUGUUCAAUACAAAUCGCAAUAGCUCCGCUGGUGUCAUAUUCUCCAUUGAUGGUGUCCUCGAGCUUCCGCCAGAUUUCGGUGAGCACUGCUCUUGAUCAACUGCACCGCACCGAAACAUCUGACUUUCAGUUUACUUUCGAAUCAGAGACACUACUGUCCGCGCAUCCUGCGCUUCAGCACCUCACGAAUCUCAGCAGUGCUGCGCUGCUCAGCACUCUUUCCGAAGCACCUCACACCACCUUUUUCUUACCCAAUGCUGCAGCUUUCGGCAAGCUCUCGGAGCUGGAGCGCACCUUUCUGACUGGCGCUACUGAUCUUGCAGCGCAGGACCGGGUCAAGCUGAUCGGCUGGCACAUGAGCGGCAUAGGUGUGGGCGAAGGUCGGAUUGGGUACGCUGAACGACUUAGGAAGUCCGGGACGAACAGUGAGUGAUGCGAAAACAGUCAUCUGUAGCGCCAGUGCCCAGUCAAUUCUAAUGUGCGUCAGUACUUCGUACUUCAGUCACGACCAUCCUAGGCGGGCAAGUACCCGUCAGCACGGCGAGCAAUGGAACCGUCACGGUCGGAAAUGCAACACUAGUCGAAGAAGACAUCCUAAUCGAGAAUGGUGAGUUCCAAUGCGUGACUUCCGCAGAUGGCGACGAUGUUAUCCAGCCUGCUCCACUGCCUGACACCGCUUCGGACGCCAGGUGUCGUGCACAUCGUGGAUGAUCUGCUGCUGCCAGGAGGAACAUUUGGCAUGAAUAUCGAACGCACACUGCUGGCUCUCAAUUGCACUCGCUUUGUCAGCCUCGUCCACAAUGCAGGUCUGUCGGCAUACAUCGACAAUGACAUCCGCGAUCCAGAUGGAGAGGGCACGAAUGCCACCUGGACAUUCAUGGCUCCUCGCGACGAUGUGCUGGAUGAGUGGAUCGAGCGCGGUGCCCCGACCGACGGCAGCAGUGGCGCGGUGGACGCUGAGUACGCUGAGCAGCGGUGGGGAGUGCCCAGCCACUUGGCUACAUUGCAUCUCGACGAAGACCAUGUACUACAAGCCGGGAUCAACGGGACGAAGCUGGAAGAACUGUUGCGUUACCAUAUCGCCCCUGGACGACUGACGCCGAAAUCUUUGCAAGACGGAAUGCUCAUCGGAACCGAGCUUCGAGAUUGGAAGCUCAAGUUCGGAAGACAACGCGUCGCUGUCGAAGUAGCCGAAGAUCCGCGUCAAGAGAAGGAUCGUCAAGGCAACGGUGAUGUGGCGUUUGGCGACGCGAAUGUCAUUGCGAAGCCGGUCGAGGUAGGAGGCAGUAUCAUCUACCUCAUCUCGCAGCUGCUCCAAGUUCCGCUCAAUCCGAUUCAAACGGCCGUCUCAUCCUUGACUCUGUCGACAUUCGUCGCAACCGUAUUCAGCGCCGAGUUGGACAAGCCCAUCAAGAGAGCUCCAGGGAUCACUUAUUUUGUGCCUCACAACGACGCCUUUUCUGCCCUCGGCUUGGCCAUGAACUACCUCUUGCUUCCGCGUGAGGGACCUCGCGCAGAAUUGCGCUCGGUGGUCGAAUAUCACGCUGUGGACCGAGUCGUCUACGUGCAGGAUUUCGUGAAAGGGGCAAAGAAGUAUCCCACGCUUGAAGGUAGCCCUAUCUGGGCCGGACAGUCGGAGAAUGGCACCAUUGAGCUUCGACGAGGGACGGAAGGUCGCGAUGCGAGGGUGCUGCAGGGUGACCUUCUCACAAGCACUGGCGUCUUGCACGAGAUCGACCAAGUCGAGCUACCUCCCACGCUAGACCUGACGAUUCGCAAGCUGAUGACAGGUGCCAAAGCGCAGACGAUGAUGAGUCUCAUUGAAGAAGCCGGCUACGGCUGGAUACUCAACGGCACAGCCCCGACAAGCCCUGAAGCAGCUGCAGAACUCGAACGCAACUCUGCUGCUGUGCAAGGAAAUGGGGGCAAGAAAGGAGAACGCAAGCGUCAUCGCAAGCGACACAACCUCUUCGCUGAUGGUGGCCAAUCUUAUGUGGUGCUUGUCCCGACUGACGCAGCAUUUGCCAGAGUCAAUUUGACCUACUACUUGGAAGACCGCGAAGCCUUGAGGGAGCUUGUGCAACUGCACAUCAUCCCCUCUCCUGCGGACGUCAUGCUGCCAGGAGGAACAUCAGACCGACUACCAAUCGCGCUAAGCAACGACUUUGGCUUUACGUCUUUGCUCGAUCGGAGUCUCGGUGGAGCUAGCAGGUACGGCAAGCUAGGCUUCAGGAAGGAAAAGCACGCAGAGAAGAAUGAUGAUGGCGGUGCUCCGGAUCUGAACAAGGGUCUAGGUUGGGUCGUGGGUGUGCAAGGCUCGCGCGGCAAUGACCAUAGACAGCAUUCUGCCAAUGUCCUCAGCUUUGGCAGAGAGUCCUUGUCAUCCACCAGAGCGGAUGCUGAUUCGGCUCAAGAAAAUGAUAGGGGCAAGGGCUUGUUGAGCAAGAGAAGAGGACGAAGCCGUCUGCCUACGCCCAUCGAUGGACAGGAGGCAUGGAACUCUCGCAGCAUUGGCGGAGUCCUCACUCUCGACGCUGUACUGCAACCUUACGAGCCUGGGUGGUUCUACAGUUGUAAGUGAACAUUUGCUCGGCCUGGUCCCUCGAACUUCCUUGUCUCACGCUGCGGAGCAACUUUUGCACCACGACAGGGGGCUGGAUCGUGCUUACCGUCAUCAUGGUGGGCUGUGUUCUGACUGGGAUGGGGUUCGGACUGUGGAGAUGGUGGCAUCGUGACGGUCGUAUUCGCUUACCCGACGCUCUUGAGGGUUAGUAUGUGCGACUUGGUUGCGACGCCCGUGUGAAGGCUGACAAUCCAGCCCUUAUCGAUGCGAUCCACAGGCGAAGAAGAUUGA
This is a messenger RNA of Ceraceosorus bombacis, 3799 nucleotides long. NCBI's taxonomy places the organism in Eukaryota, Fungi, Basidiomycota, Exobasidiomycetes, Ceraceosorales, Ceraceosoraceae. The record is from the annotation of a GenBank genome assembly.